Molecule: messenger RNA, 1700 nt
Organism: Corythoichthys intestinalis (scribbled pipefish)
Lineage: Eukaryota; Metazoa; Chordata; Actinopteri; Syngnathiformes; Syngnathidae
Product: myelin basic protein-like
Exons: 7
Coding region: 143-505 (120 amino acids)
Molecular function (GO): structural constituent of myelin sheath
Source: RefSeq, a predicted model, not a curated record
CCCGAGCAGGACCUAGACUAGGCUAGCCUUUCCUCCCUACCUCUCCCGUCCCAUCUCGCUUCCAUCGGCUGUCAGUUGCUGUCUUAUUCCAAAGAGACGCACACUUUUAACAACUACACCACCCAUAACAAUUCUUGUAAGAAUGGCAUCCGCAAGUAGCGCCGCACAGGCCACCUUCGGGCUGGGCCGCAGGAAGAAGAACCCUGGCGUUCUGGAUCAGAUUGGAAAAUUCUUUGGAGGAGACAAGAAGAAGAAGAGCAAGGGUUCUUUCCGUGGUGCCCUCUCUCCUGCCCCCCAGAAAGCGUCUGCCACAUCCCCUCGUAAGCGGGGGCCAGAGAAUGCGGUUGUUCACUUCUUCCGUACCAUCGUUUCUCCCGCCCCCCCAAAAUCAAGGUGGAGAGGACUAGCAGCCAAGAUAGGUCUGGGUGAUCAGAAGUCUGCUAAAGCCAAGAGGUCUAGUGGAGGAGACGGCAAAGGCACCCUGACUAGGAUCUUCAAAAUGUGAUGAUAACAACAGAACGGAAGCCGCAGCUCUUCUCCAGCCAGACGCUGAAGUUCCAACAUUCCUUAAGUAGAAGACAAGGACAAGAAUGAGUAACCUGGGCAAGGAGAGGAAGAAAAUAAAACUUUGUGACCCUUAACUCUCUCCUUUCACUCUGAUAACAAAUAUUACAUAUUCUAUAAAUCCUUUUAUUUGUCAGUCCCCAUGUCUCUUACCCUCACUGGCUGCCAUAUAGGCAUACAAUCUGUUGCCUGCUUGCUUCUUCUUCUGAACGUGACCCUGAAGCCGCUCUGGUGCGUCCUUGACGAACACCCGACACCUGCCAUAGUUGUACAAUGUAUGUGCUUGAGUUUCUGUCCUUAAGCCACCUUUCACCCUAAAAAAAACAGUUGUUCUACAAAAUGACACCUGGAUUAUGAGAUAAAAGGCCUGGUUCGAGUUCUGAACUCGCCUGUUGUUGCUGUUUUUUAGGUGUGUUAAAGGACGAGGCUGCUUCUGUCUUCACUCCUGUCAGCCGUCUGUGUCAUGUCCUUACACUCUCCCUGUGCAUAUAAAGAUGAAUUUAUGUAAUGAUUUAGUAAUACAAUUAACCAAACUGACUUUAUUGUAGAGCCAUGUUGGUCCUAACAUAUAGCCUGUACAACCUCACUGUGUCUGUGUUACGUCUUAAAUGUGAUUAAUAUGUUCGUCGAUGGACAUCGUGGACAUUUUCUGCAAUGAGCACUGAAGCAACACAUAGAUUUGUCAUUUCUGUUAACUUGAAUAUUAUGGUAAAUAGCAGUUUUCCUCUCCAUGCGCAUCACUACUCUUUAAAUAUGCAGUUACUGCCUAUAAAAAAUGUUCAGCCUUUUUUCAGUCUUGAUUCUUGUCUUCAGUCUCGCCAGCUCAAACUGUUACUUUUAUGUGGAUUACUGAAAACAAACACAGUUUCAAAAAGGUGCUCCCUAACUAAGCAGAAACAUUUUGUGGUGCUUCUGUCUGAAUGUCAUAAGUAAAAUUGGUCACAGAAAUGCUGACCAUCCCUUAUUCAAGAUGAAUUAAAAAUGCCAGUGUAUGUGCGGAUGUGUAAAAUGUGGCAUUGAUCUACAAUAAGUGUGCCUCUGAAUCCACUUCCAAUGCACCCUUUGAAUGUAAAGACCUUUCUUGUUUAAUAAUUUGAAUAGCCUCUUACCUGAAAAUAAAAGUGUCAUAUCCCUUC